CGUACGGGGCGCGAGAAGCCGGCAAACAUGGCGGCCCCCUGCUCCCUCGCCCUGCCCGUGGUUACCCUGGCCGCCUUGGCGCUCUUGUCUCCCCGCAGCUCCGCCGCUGGCCACAUCGAGGAACAAGCAGAGCAGUUCUUUAGAAGCGGACACACAAACAACUGGGCUGUUUUGGUGUGCACCUCCCGAUUCUGGUUCAAUUACCGGCAUGUUGCAAACACUCUUUCUGUUUAUCGAAGUGUCAAGAGGCUAGGUAUUCCUGACAGUCACAUUGUCCUGAUGCUUGCGGAUGACAUGGCGUGCAAUGCUCGCAACCCCAAGCCAGCCACGGUGUUUAGCCACAAGAACAUGGAGCUCAAUGUGUAUGGAGACGACGUGGAAGUGGACUACAGAAGCUAUGAGGUAACUGUGGAGAACUUUUUGCGGGUGUUAACCGGGAGGGUGCCUCCUAGUACUCCUCGUUCAAAGCGUCUUCUCUCCGAUGACAGAAGCAACAUUCUUAUUUAUAUGACAGGUCACGGGGGAAAUGGUUUCUUGAAAUUCCAAGAUUCUGAAGAAAUCACCAACAUAGAGCUUGCGGAUGCUUUCGAGCAGAUGUGGCAGAAAAGACGCUACAAUGAGCUGCUGUUCAUUAUUGACACUUGCCAAGGCGCGUCCAUGUACGAGCGGUUUUAUUCCCCUAACAUCAUGGCCUUGGCUAGCAGCCAAGUGGGGGAGGAUUCGCUGUCCCACCAGCCAGACCCUGCAAUUGGAGUCCAUCUUAUGGACAGGUACACCUUCUACGUCUUGGAGUUUUUGGAAGAGAUUAAUCCAGCUAGCCAAACUAACAUGAAUGACCUUUUUCAAGUUUGUCCCAAAAGUCUCUGUGUAUCUACUCCUGGACAUCGUACUGACCUUUUCCAGCGCGAUCCCAAACAUGUCCUGAUAACCGAUUUCUUUGGGAGUGUGCGGAAAGUGGAGAUCACGGCAGAGACCAUCAGCCUGCAGCGGGACCCGACAGCCGUGGAGAGCAGCGACAUGGAAGACAGGAUGGAGGAGGAGCUCACGGAACCUCUGCAGUACGCUGAACAGCUCCCGGUGGCUCAGAUAAUACACCAGAAACCAAAGCCGAAAGAUUGGCACCCUCCUGGUGGCUUCAUCCUGGGGUUGUGGGCGCUCAUCAUCAUGGUCUUCUUUAAGACCUACGGGAUCAAGCACAUGAAGUUCAUCUUUUAGACUCAUGGAUGUGGGAGAAGAACAAAUGGAAGAUGGCAGCCUUGAAUAAAAGCAUAGAUUUUUAUGUUUUUAAAUAUGUUGCUUGUGUGUAAAUUUGGGAAGAAAUUAGGAAAAAAUGAUUUUAGUGAACGUUUGACUUUAUCAUUAAAAUACUGUUAAUACA
This is a messenger RNA of Microtus oregoni (creeping vole), 1378 nucleotides long. It is a transcript of the gene Pigk, whose product is annotated as phosphatidylinositol glycan anchor biosynthesis class K. The transcript is spliced from 11 exons. Gene Ontology annotation, molecular function: GPI-anchor transamidase activity. The coding region runs from base 28 to 1215 and encodes 395 amino acids. NCBI's taxonomy places the organism in Eukaryota, Metazoa, Chordata, Mammalia, Rodentia, Cricetidae. Gene Ontology annotation, cellular component: GPI-anchor transamidase complex. Gene Ontology annotation, biological process: attachment of GPI anchor to protein; protein localization to cell surface; proteolysis. The record is from RefSeq and is a predicted model, not a curated record.